CUGAAAUAGUCCUGAACGGUUGCCGCGCCAAGCACUGUUGCGUCGGACUUCCAGACGCAUAUACGUCCAUUCCCGUUGCAAAUAUAACAACAAUAAAUCAACAUUAGACCGUUAACGUUUGAAAAUUAAAACAUAUAUUUAUUAAAUGAUUUAAAAUAGAAACUACAAUAUUAUAACGGGUUUCCGUGAUAAUAAGCUGGAGUGUUAGUGUGUUGGUAACUUUGUAUAGAGGAUGACGUCGGGUGGUAGCGAGGCGUGGUGCUCGGGCUGGGGCCGGUGGCAGGCGCGGCUGGCGGUCCUGCUGGCGCUGCCGAUGAUCCUCACGGGCAUGUACAACACCAACUACGUGUUCCUAGCAGCUCCCGCACACUACAGAUGCCACGUGCCAGAGUGUGAAGGAAACCUCACAUCCGGCUCACCACCGCCCGAAGAAUGGAUGCCGGCGUGGUCGGAGUGGGCGCUGCCAUCCACCAGCGCUGGUGGUCAAUGCCAUCGAUAUCAGCCGCUUGACGGUGACUGUUCACCGAGCUCCUUCGACAACGCUACCACAAUAACUUGCGAGCGAUUUGUCUAUAGGACCAACAGUAGUAUUGUUGCUGAGUUUGAUCUGGCGUGCCAGGAGUGGAAGCGUUCUAUGGUGGGCACCGUGCACAACGUGGGCAUGCUCCUCUCACUGCCGAUCAUUGGUUUCAUCUCGGACAGAUGGGGCCGCCGUGCUGCGUUGUUGACUAGUGUGUGCGGCGCGGGUGUGCUCGGCCUCGCCAAGUCUUUCGUCAACUCGUACUCCGCGUACUUGCUCGCUGAGGUGCUGGAGACCAUGUUCGGUGCCAGUGUGUAUCCGUCAGCUUUCGUUCUCAUGAUCGAGUGGUUGGGCGUGGAGCAGAGGAUCCUUGCGAGCCUGGUGCUGGGUGUGCCGAUGUCGGCGGGCACCUCGAUGCUGUCGCUGCUCGACUACCUCACCGGGUACUGGCGGCUGUGGGCGCGGUGUGCGUACCCUGUCGCCUUCCUCAUACUGCUGUACCCGUGGUUGCUGCCGGAGAGCGUCCGCUGGCUAAUGACCAGGGGAAGAUACGCUGAGGCAGUACGAGUGGUCAGCCGGGCAAUGAGGUGUAACAAGCUUAACAUUCCUGCCGAGGGUCUAGAGAAGAUGUUGCUGAGUGAAACUGAGCAGUUGAACAAUAAACCAGACGUCUGCGAAGACGAGGGAUUAUUUAGAGCUGUGAUCAAAUACGGUGCGCUGCGUCGCCGUCUAGCCGUAUGCUUCGUGUGGUGGACAUGCGCUGUGUUCGUGUUCUACGGGCUGGCGGUGAGCGCACACGCGCUGUCGGGCUCCGCGCACGGCAACUACGCGCUGGUGGCGGCGGCCGAGCUGCCGGCGCUGCUCCUCAACACGCUGCUGCUGGACCGCGUCGGGCGGCGGCCGCUGCUCACCGGCGCCUUCCUACUUACCGCCGUCUCGCUCAUCGUCAUACCCUGUCUGCCCCACUCGGCUCGAUGGGUGGGCACGGUGUUUUACCUGUGCGGCAAGGUGGGCGCCACCAUGUCCCUGAACGCGCUGUACGUGUACACGGCGGAGCUGUUCCCGACGCGCGCGCGGCACCGCCUGCUGGCCGCGUGCUCCACCUGCGGCCGCAUCGGUGCUAUGCUGGCGCCCCUCGUGCCCCUGCUGGUGGUGUACGGCUGGUGGAUUCCGACGGUGCUGUACGGCACGCUGCCGCUGUGCAGCGCGCUGCUGACUCGGCUGAUGCCGGACACGCUGCACCGCCGGCUGCCCGACACGUUCUCGGACCUACAAUCCCCGCCGCCCGAUAACGCCUGAUUCUUCAAAAUAGCAAAUACUACGUAACUAGUAUAGUUGCGGUCGCGUCUAACUAGGAACUUUUUAGAUGUAAAUACAACUUUAAGUUCUGUGUAAUAAACUAUAAAUAAUUAAUAUUAUAAGAUAAUGAAAAUUAAAUAUAAG
Molecule: messenger RNA, 1963 nt
Organism: Achroia grisella
Lineage: Eukaryota; Metazoa; Arthropoda; Insecta; Lepidoptera; Pyralidae
Product: solute carrier family 22 member 3-like
Exons: 9
Coding region: 233-1819 (528 amino acids)
Biological process (GO): transmembrane transport
Cellular component (GO): membrane
Molecular function (GO): transmembrane transporter activity
Source: RefSeq, a predicted model, not a curated record